AUGGCCCGUUUGGCUCUCGUCUUUGCCGGGGCUGCCAGCGUGCUGCUAGCAGUCAGAUGCAUUAGUCAUCAAAUGGGUCCAGCUUUCCUGGCGCCGAGCCUGUAUGCGCCUUCACAGUCUGUUGCAGACAGAUGGAUGCAGCGGCCAGUUCAGCAGGUUGUUCCCAAACAGGCUUUCAAGGAGCCUCAGGCCAGAAGCCGCUUUGGUUUUCUCGGCCUGUGCGCUGCUUUGACCUUGCCAGUGGUGGUGUCCAGAAUUACUUGUGGAGCAAAGUGGGGACGACGAAAGCCUAACAAGCCAACAGACUGGAGCCACGAACGCCUCGGAUAUCGUAUCAAAGGUGGUCCCGGCUGGAAUGGCUCUCCACACACCUGGACGGAGCGCAUCCGAUGGGUCCACCGAUACAGGAGGCGAAUCCACAUCCGCCGGAAGGUCGAAGGCACGACGGCACGGCCGAGACUGGCAGUCUUCCGGUCUCAGAUGCACAUGCAUGCUAGUGUCAUUGACGACACAAUUGGCACUGGUGUCACCAUGAUCCAGGUGACUUCAAAGCAGGCCGGCUCGCUGGAGCAGAUUCGCGCCAAACAAGGAUGUGAUGCUGGAAGCGAGAAGACCUGGUCUAUGGACGCAGCAGAAAUUGUAGGAGCUGAAGUUGCGAAGCAAUGCUUGGAGAAAGGCAUCACUAUGGUCGUUUUCGACCGUGCUGGCUUUCCCUACGAAGGUCGUGUCAAGGCUGUCGCGGAGGCAGCCCGCAGUGGUGGACUUCAGUUCUGA
Molecule: messenger RNA, 774 nt
Organism: Symbiodinium pilosum
Lineage: Eukaryota; Dinophyceae; Suessiales; Symbiodiniaceae
Source: the annotation of a GenBank genome assembly